Molecule: messenger RNA, 1446 nt
Organism: Helicoverpa zea (corn earworm)
Lineage: Eukaryota; Metazoa; Arthropoda; Insecta; Lepidoptera; Noctuidae
Product: lipase 3-like
Exons: 1
Coding region: 1-1335 (444 amino acids)
Molecular function (GO): hydrolase activity, acting on ester bonds
Source: RefSeq, a predicted model, not a curated record
AUGUCAGUAACAGUGUCCAAUAUGUAUAAAGUAGUGUUGUGUAUCGCAAUAAGUGUUAUUUGUUUGCAAUGCUGGUCACGCAGCUCCGAAAUACGUGAUCGUGAAUUAUUGGACAUUCAGGAAUUUCAGAAUUACCUCAAACUCAGCCAGGAAUCCGAUCUGUUCGCCAGUACGAGGGUCACAGGUGAUAUAAAAUUGUUCAAUGCUGGGCUUUAUAAUGAAGACGUUCAUUUGAACGUGUCUCAACUUAUUCGUAAAUAUGGACAUUUCGUGGAGGAACAUGAAGUCACAACUAAGGAUGGGUAUAUUCUGACCAUGAUUAGAAUUCGUAGUGACGGCCCAGCGGUAUUUCUAAUGCAUGGCUUGUUAGCCAGCGCCGACGACUGGGUGACCGCGGGCCCGCACACUGGGAUCGCCUAUCUACUCGCUAAUGAAGGGUAUGAUGUAUGGAUGGGCAACGCUCGAGGCACCAAACAUUCCAAGAAACAUGCGACCCUUUCGAUACCCACGUAUCAAUUCUGGAACUUCAGUUGGGAUGAGAUUGGUCGCUACGAUUUGCCGGCUAUGAUUGACUAUGUUUUAGAUAAGAAGAAUGAAACAGAGUUAGUUUACAUAGGCCAUUCUCAGGGCAGUACAGCUUUCUUCGUCAUGACUUCUGAAGUACCCGAAUACAACGAUAAAAUAUCUUUAAUGGUAGCGUUAUCUGCUCCAACUGCAAUACCAAAUAUGAAAAGUCCUUUUCUAAACUUUUUAAAAAUCGUGACACUUUCUCACCCUGAACUAUUAUUUGCACUUGCGAAAGAAUUGGGGUUCUACGAAUUUGUGCCAACUUCUACCUUAGUGCAAAACUUUAUACCCGUCUGUGGAAGAGAAGACCUUGCUCAACUAGUUUGUAGCAACCUCUUGUUCUUGGUAUGUGGUUUUGACGCUGAUCAGCUGAACGUCACCAAUUUGCCAGUUAUUUUUUCUCACGCGCCAUCUGGAGCAGCCACGAAGCAAUUGGAACAUUAUUCGCAAACUAUAAUAUCGGGUAAAUUCCGAAGGUUUGACUACGGAGAUAGCCAAAAUAUACAAGUAUAUGGUUCUAAGCUGCCUCCCGAGUAUCCGCUCGAGAAGGUAACUGCGCCUGUCGUUAUAUUUCACGGUGAAAAUGACUGGUUAGUGUCGUUCGAUGAUGCAGACGCAUUGCGUAGGAGACUGAUAAAUGUAGUGGAUGUGUAUACAGUGCCUUAUCGACAUUUCAAUCAUAUCGAUUAUUUGUUUGCUAAGGAUUUAAAACAGUUGGUGUUCACAAAAUUGUCGUCAGUGAUUAAACAAUACAAUAAUAAACAUUAGGUAAUUAAUUAUAAAACAAAAGUUCUAUGUAAGUUAUUUAAAACUGAAAGUAUGCAUUUGAGUGCCAAAAUUUAGAUGAAUAUUCUUGAGAUUCUCAACCUGACUUUAGGA